AUGGUCCGCACAAUCAAGCUCAACGACGGCAAGUCCAUCCCAGCCCUCGCAUGGGGGAACGGGACUGGCGGGAUCGAGCAUUCCGGUCAGAAGGCCAUCGACACCGGAGUGGUCGCCUUGAAGGCUGGUAUACUGCACAUCGACACUGCUCAGAUCUACGGCACGGAAAAGGAGGCCGGUCAAGCCAUCCCCGCUGCUGGGUUGGACAGGAAAGACAUCUGGGUGACUACAAAGCUCUCCGAGGCCUCCCAUGUCAAGACCAAUCACGCCGACAUCAAGCGGUCCGUCCAGGAGUCAAUUGACAAGAUAGGCUUCGUCCCGGACAUGAUCCUGAUUCAUACUCCUUUUGUUCCCGAGAAUGGGAAGCUGGUCGAGUUCUGGCAGGGAUUGGAAGCCCUCGUAGAGGACGGCACACUGAAAGGAUGCUCUAUAGGAGUCAGCAACUACCGUCCACAGGAUAUUGAGGAGCUCAUGAAGGUCGCCAAGCUCACUCCAGCUGUCAAUCAAAUGGAGUACCACCCAUAUGUUUUGAACCACCUUGACCCCCUCCUCGCCCUGCAGAAAGAGCACAAUAUCGUCACUCAGGCUUAUGGCCCUCUUACUCCCGUCAUCCGUCACCCGACCGGUGGCCCCUUGAAGCCUGUCCUGGAGAAGAUUGCAAAGCGCAUCAGCAAAGAUACCGGCAAGGAGGUUGACUCGGCGGUUGUACUCUUGCAGUGGACGAUCCAGAUGGGCGUUGUGGCGGUCACCACUUCUGGAAACCCCGGCAACGUCCGCAAGAUGGCCCAGGGGGAGACGUUUGGGAAGGAGGGGGACCUGACCAAGGCGGAGAUGGAUGAGAUCGAAGAAGCGGGACGGAAGGUACACUUCAGAGGCUACAAGGAACACAUGACCAAGGAGUUCCCCGAGCCGGAUUUACCUCAGGAUCUCUAG
This is a messenger RNA of Dioszegia hungarica, 933 nucleotides long. Its product is annotated as NADP-dependent oxidoreductase domain-containing protein. Gene Ontology annotation, cellular component: cytosol. Lineage: Eukaryota; Fungi; Basidiomycota; Tremellomycetes; Tremellales; Bulleribasidiaceae. The coding region runs from base 1 to 933 and encodes 310 amino acids. The transcript has 7 exons. The record is from RefSeq and is a predicted model, not a curated record. Gene Ontology annotation, molecular function: aldose reductase (NADPH) activity.